CUAAAAAGCCGGUUAGUAGCGGAAACCAAAACCGAAACCAUGGGCCAGUUUUUGAAGCUCAGCACCACGAAAAGUAAAACUUUCCCAAUCUAAAACCAGCUGCUCCGCUCUCUGUAUCCUCUCUCUUUCUUCUAUAUUUCUUCUAUCUAUUCCUUUGCCUUCUAUUUCUCUUCACCUUUCUUUUUCUUCUGUUACAUUAUUCAAUUUCUUAAACAAUUGCUUUCGCAGCCUUUUCCUUUUUCCUUCUUCUUCUUCUUCUUUUUCCUUUUUAACUUCUGUGGGUGUUGAAGAAGAAAGCUUUCAGCUUUAGGUGCCUGGUGAUUGUUACAACUCUGUUGUAGUCAGUUGUUUUACUGGGAAAAUAAAGUUGUUGUGGCCAAUGACAAUUACCCUCCACAGGGGUGUUUGAGAUAUCCAAUAAUUGCUGUACAAGCUUUUAAAUUUGCCAUUUUGAAUGGAUUCUAGUGGUGUGAGUGGUGGGGUGUUUUCUGGGAUUGGUUCAGGUAUGCUAGGUCUUGAAAUGCCAUUACACCCCCAACAUCAUCAACACCAACAACCCCCUAGAAACCCCCAAACUGCCCCAAACUUGCAUCAUUUGCAACAAAACCCACAAAUGGUUGGUUUCCCUCAUCAAGAAACUGACCACUCACUGCACCAGCAAUCUGUCAAACAAGGCGGCUACCCUUUUGGUUCCAAAGCCAAACAAACCUCCCCCCUUAGUGAUGAAGAUGAACAUGGUUUCAAUCCUGAUGAUGCCUCUGCUGAUGCUAAGAGAAAGGGUUCUCCAUGGCAAAGGAUGAAAUGGACGGAUAGCAUGGUUAGGUUGCUUAUAAUGGCGGUUUAUUAUAUUGGCGAUGAAGGUGGAUCAGAAGGGAAUGGAUCAGACCCUACUGCCAAGAAAAAGGCUGGUGGGUUGUUGCAAAAGAAAGGGAAGUGGAAGUCGGUUUCGAGGGCUAUGAUGGAGAAAGGGUUUUAUGUUUCACCCCAGCAAUGUGAAGAUAAGUUCAAUGAUUUGAAUAAGAGGUAUAAGAGGGUUAAUGAUAUACUGGGUAGAGGGACAGCUUGUAAAGUGGUGGAGAAUCAAAGCUUGCUUGAUUCCAUGGAUUUGUCUCCCAAAAUGAAGGAAGAAGUGAAGAAACUGUUGAAUUCUAAGCACCUGUUUUUCAGGGAGAUGUGUGCUUAUCAUAAUAGUUGCGGCCAUGUUGCAACUGCUGGGGCUCAUCAAUCAUCAGUGGUGGCUACGGAGAUAUCCCAGACUCAGCACCAGCAAGCUCAAUGCCUCCAUUCCUCUGAAAAUGCUCAAAUUGCCGGUAGAAUUGAGACAGAGGCAUCGAAACUGGCUAAAGUGGGGAGUGAAGAAGAGGAUGACGAUGAAGAUGAGGACGAUGAGGACGAGGAUGAUGACGAAGACGACGAUGAUGAGGCAGUGGAUGGUCACUCAAGGGGCCAAAAUGGACAUGGGAAGGAAGAUGAUGAAGAUAACAAUGAAAAGCCUUCACAUAAGAGGCCCAGAAAGGGAGCAUUUUCAAUGUCACCGUCGCCCUUGAUGCAACAAUUGAGCUGUGAAGUAGUGAACGUGAUACAAGAUGGGUCAAAGAGUGCUUGGGAGAAGAAGCAUUGGAUGAAGAUGAGGCUAGUGCAAUUGGAAGAGCAGCAAGUGAGCUACCAAUACCAAGCAUUCCAGCUGGAGAAGCAAAGGCUCAAGUGGGUUAAAUUCAGUGGCAAGAAAGAAAGGGAGAUGGAGAGAGCAAAGCUGGAGAACGAACGAAGACGGCUCGAAAAUGAGAGAAUGGUGCUGCUUGUUAAGCAAAAGGAAUUGGAAUUGGUUGAUGUUCAGCAGCAACAUCUGUCUCAGCAGCAUUCUUGUAGCAAGAGGAGAGAUCCGUCUAACAUAAGUGGAUGAAAAAUAGAGAUUUUAGUUUUAGAUUUUAGAUAUAGAUACUUAAAUUACAUGAAAGUUUGUUCUCUGCUUUUGUAUUGUCAAAAUUUUUGUUUAUGAACAAACAUCUAUGUUUUCAAACA
Gossypium raimondii (Peruvian cotton) is the source of this 2022-nucleotide messenger RNA. Its product is annotated as G-patch domain-containing protein 1. Lineage: Eukaryota; Viridiplantae; Streptophyta; Magnoliopsida; Malvales; Malvaceae. The transcript is spliced from 2 exons. Bases 455 to 1903 code for a protein of 482 amino acids. The record is from RefSeq and is a predicted model, not a curated record.